Messenger RNA from Drosophila suzukii, 1482 nucleotides. It is a transcript of the gene alc, whose product is annotated as 5'-AMP-activated protein kinase subunit beta-1. Gene Ontology annotation, molecular function: protein kinase binding. Gene Ontology annotation, cellular component: cytoplasm; nucleus; nucleotide-activated protein kinase complex. The record is from RefSeq and is a predicted model, not a curated record. Lineage: Eukaryota; Metazoa; Arthropoda; Insecta; Diptera; Drosophilidae. Gene Ontology annotation, biological process: signal transduction.
AGUAGCGAUUGUUUAUAAUUAGCCAUUUUUCUACGAAACGAAACAAACGAUUAAAUAAUGCAGAUUUCUGCGCACUAAAUGCCAAAUAAAACCAACAGACUGCAGGCCGCGACAAGUGCUGUGACCUAGAGUAGCGAGUAACGCCAGUCCCAAGUAGCUCUCGGUGAAACAAAGUGCCAAAAACAAAGGGACCAGGGAACCCGAACCCGAACCCAAACCCAAACCAUCACAACACCAGUCCCAAAACUCGGGCCGUGACCUGCCGAAAAGCCAGCGAGAACGGCAAUAAGCAUGGGCAACGCCAGCUCCACCGUGCACAUGCAACGCGAGCGCCACAAGUCGACCGACUUGUCCACUCCGAGCUCUCCCGCACAUUUCCGCGAGUCGGUUGUGGGCGCAGGGGGAGCGGGAGCGGGAGGAGGAGCUGCGGUGCAGGGGGGAACCGCUGGCGCAUCAGCUUUGGGCGGGGUAGCGGGCGGAGGGGGAGGGGGUGGCGGAGGCCAAGCUUUCUCGUUCGACAAAAAACAUACGGCAGUCUUGAACGAGGGCUCGUCGCAAGAAGACGACGACCCGUACUACACGGGAACUGGAACUGGAUCAUCCAGCAGACGAGGCACCGCCGACGACUCGACAUCAGCUGUUCCCCGAGAACACUCCAGCAGCAUGGACAACAACGAGGAGGAGGAGGCGGCGGCGGCAACGGAGCAACUGGCGGCAUCUCAAUUAAUCGGCGAGGACGACGACAUCCGGAAGACGGCACUGCCCACAGUUCUGCGGUGGGAUGGCGGCGGCAAGAACGUAACCAUCUCGGGCACCUUCUCCAACUGGAAGCCCAUCACCAUGGUGCGGAGCCACCAGAACUUUGUGACCAUCAUCGAUCUGCCAGAGGGCGACCAUCAGUACAAGUUCUGCGUGGACGGCGAGUGGAAGCACGAUCCCAAGCUGAAAAGCGUUGAGAACGAAGAGGGGCACAGAAAUAACUUGGUGUCCGUGCGGGAAUCCGAUUUCGAGGUGUUCCAGGCCCUGGCGAAAGACAGCGAGAACGUGACCAACUACGCGGAGAAGGAGUACUCGCAGGAGGUGCCCCAGGUGAAGCCCUGGGAGAAGGUAUCCGGCCCACCCGUUCUGCCGCCACACUUGCUGCAGGUCAUCCUCAACAAGGACACACCGCUCUCGUGCGAACCCACUCUGCUGCCGGAACCCAACCAUGUUAUGCUGAACCACUUGUACGCACUGUCCAUCAAGGAUGGCGUCAUGGUCCUGAGCGCAACGCAUCGGUAUCGCAAGAAGUACGUCACCACGCUGCUCUAUAAGCCCAUUUAGGCGUAUCGCAAUUGGUAUUUUAGCUGUAGGAAACUGGUUUUUAUGAGGGGGUAAUCCCGGAGACUUUUAAACGAUCCGAGAAUACCCCAAGCCCAAUACGUCUCGCUUGUCAAAUUUACCUUGUAAUGCAGUAAAAGUGUUUUAUUUUCUCGUUAUUAA